AUAGCAGAAAAUCAAAUAUCGAGAGUGAAGCACAUCACUUUCAAAUCUUAGAAAUAUGCCAAAAGCAAUAGUUUGGUUAAUUACCAGGUGCUUUUUCAUCUGCCUGGCUGCAUUGACGUUUUCUAAAGCCUAUAGUGACUAUGGGAGUCCCUCGGGGUCAAGGUUGACUCGUGUCCGCACAACUCCUGUGAGCUCUGAAGUGUCUGAAGAGUCCUUUGUGGGAUCGGCAGACUCAGCCACAGGGGACGAUCAUGGGGGUAUAGAUGAAGAAGGUUAUCACAGUUGGCUGGAAUAUUCCUACAAUGAUAAUGAUCCCUGUCUUUCAAACCCUUGUCAAAACCAUGGAGUCUGUGAAACCACUGCUUCAGGCUACAACUGUCGGUGUCCUCGUCCAUUCCAUGGGAAAAGAUGCCAGAGAAUAAACGAUCCUUGCAAGAAAAAGACAUGCAAAAAUGGUGAAUGCAUUAUCCAGCCCAACCCACCGUAUUACAAAUGUAAAUGCAAGCACCCGUACGUACUCCCAGGAUGCAAACGAGCAACUGCACCAUGUAACCCUAAUCCCUGUAAAAAUGGAGCUACAUGCAAAGUUGGGAAGAAAAAAUCCUUCACUUGUCACUGUGCCGGAUCAUUCAGAGGAGAGCUAUGUGAAAUCGCACCAAAUGAAUGCUACCAGGGUAAUGGUGUGUCAUACAGAGGUCGUGUGAAGCAAACUGAACAGGGGAGGAGGUGUCUGUACUGGAGCUCUAACCUGCUACUCAAAGAAGCCAUUGGUACUCACAUGCAAAGUCCCAGCAAAUAUGGCAUUGGUGAUCACAAUUAUUGCAGAAAUCCCGAUGGUGAUGAAAAACCUUGGUGUUAUUUUAAGGACAAGCAUGACAAAUUAAAUUGGGCUCACUGUGACAUAUCUCAAUGCACUGCAGCACCUGGAGCAACCAAUCGACAAACUACAACCAAGCCUGUACCCCGAUCUACUGCUUCUACUGCUGUCAUUUCAUCCUUCCAAUGUGGAAUACCAGAGGUUGGAAAUGUCACCUUCAGGAUCUUUGGAGGGAAAAGAACAGUUCCUGGAAAAUAUCCAUGGCAGGUAUCUCUACAGCUGAAGAACCGCAUUGGGCUCUAUAAACCAGGACAUCUAUGUGGUGGAGCAUUGAUUAGACCAUGUUGGGUUCUCACUGCUGCUCACUGCAUCAUUCCACAAGCACAGUCAAGAGAUUUCCGCUUACAACUUGGCAAACAAGAUCUUCAAAAGGACGAAACGCAUCAACAGACCUUUGAUGUUGAAAAUAUUAUUGUCCAUGAUAAUUACCAAGAAACUUCUGUGGGAUUAUAUAACGAUGUCGCUUUGCUGAAGAUUAAACCCGUCAAUGGUCACUGUGCCAAAGAAACUAAAUACGUUAAAACUGUCUGUUUGCCAGAGAGUGAUUUUCCAGCGGGUACUGACUGCUACAUUUCAGGAUGGGGACAGACAGAAACAGAGGCAUCAUCCAAUCAGUUAUUGCACACCAAGGUGAGAGUGAUAGGAGAUCAGCGGUGUAAAGACAAAGGGUCGUAUGGAGCUGCCAUCAAUCACACCAUGUUUUGUGCGGGAAGUCUGGAUGGAAGUGUGGAUUCAUGUCAGGGCGACUCUGGAGGACCUCUGACCUGUAUGAAGAAUGGGCGCUACCAGGUCUACGGAAUAGUGAGCUGGGGCGAUCGUUGUGGAGUGAAGUACAAACCUGGAGUUUACGUUCGUGUCACCACAUUCCUUAAAUGGAUUAAAGCACGAGCUACCUAAGUGUCUCUAACACUGGGGAUCAUUGUAGAGCAUAAAAGAAAGUUUGACAUUGGUAUUUAAAUAUACAUUAUUUCUGGAGAAACUACAUUAAGGACAUUAAAAUGUGUCAUUACCACAAUGACAAUAAGAUCAUUUCUACCAUCUUAAUAUCAGUUCUGAUUUUCGUUAUCAUUAAUUACGUAUUCCUCUAAUACUGUUCAUCAUUAUGGGGAAGUAGAACUGUAAUCCUUUUGUGAUUGCAUUUAUUAAGUGCCUUUGAUUUUGACCUACCAUAGUAUAAUUUUGAUCUACAAAACUCAAAGCUUCUCAUGUUAUUUCAUAUUUUAAUAAACAAAUCAGAAAUACAGAAUUUCUUACAUACAAUGAUGUCUUUGUACUCUGUUUAUGCAGUGAUGUACAAUAUUAGUAUACACAACUGACAAAAUGCAAUUAUUGAGUUUUGUCCCCAGAGAAGUGCUUUUACCAUCUAAUAUGGAAUUUACAGUUAGUUAACAGUAAUUGUUUUCAUAGAUGGUACUUCAUGAAUAAGAUACAAAACACCUUCAGAGUGAUCAUUUCCUGCAUCUUUUUUUUUCAGUUCAAUUAGCUUGAAACUAUAUCUUCAUUAUCCUUCUUUACAGAUUAACAAAUUUUGUGAGGGCACUCGUUAUAAAAAUCAUUGAAAAAAAAAUUAUAUAUUUAAAUUAAAUAAUCUUUUAAAAU
Mobula hypostoma (lesser devil ray) is the source of this 2476-nucleotide messenger RNA. Its product is annotated as hyaluronan-binding protein 2-like. Gene Ontology annotation, biological process: blood coagulation; proteolysis. Gene Ontology annotation, molecular function: serine-type endopeptidase activity; calcium ion binding. The transcript is spliced from 14 exons. The record is from RefSeq and is a predicted model, not a curated record. NCBI's taxonomy places the organism in Eukaryota, Metazoa, Chordata, Chondrichthyes, Myliobatiformes, Myliobatidae. Bases 56 to 1774 code for a protein of 572 amino acids.